This is a messenger RNA of Pyricularia pennisetigena, 1797 nucleotides long. RefSeq lists its product as uncharacterized. The coding region runs from base 1 to 1797 and encodes 598 amino acids. NCBI's taxonomy places the organism in Eukaryota, Fungi, Ascomycota, Sordariomycetes, Magnaporthales, Pyriculariaceae. The record is from RefSeq and is a predicted model, not a curated record. The transcript is spliced from 2 exons.
AUGUCUCAGAUGGCUUUGCCUGUUAGUUGCCGAUUCCAGCUUUCGGAUUGUUUUCUGUUAGACAAAUCUCUCAAAUCCUCUCACUUUGCUCCCGAGCUUAAUUUGCACCCUCCAACCGACGGGAUGAGUUCAACAUCCCAGGAGGGUGGCUUUCUCGACCCGGGCGCGGGGUCAUCGUCCGACCAGGACCUCCGCAAAUCCUACGAAUCCGCCAACCAACGCUCAAAGAAGAGGGAGCUUCGCAGACAAAACUGGGAGCAACAUCGGUCCACCAUCAAACGCCUGUAUAUUGACGAGGGCAGAAAACUCAACGACAUUGUUGAGAUUAUGAAGCGGGAGCAUGAUUUCGUCGCCAACUCACGGAUGUACAAGCACCGACUGAGUCAAUGGGGCUUGAUCAAAUACAAUCGCGAAUCAGAUGUGCAGCGAGUUCUGUUGGAGAAGAAGAGGAGGGAGGCCGAGGGUAAAGACAGUCACAUUGAGAUCAAUGGUCGUCCAGUCGACUUCGAGCGCAUCCAGAAGUACCUGCAACGUAGGAAGGUUUCGGUUGAUGACUUUAUCGAAGACAAUUUCGAAGCAGGUAGCAGCAUCAUGGAGAACCCUAGGACACCUUCGCAAGAAGGCGACCUGUCCAUCACGAUUCGCACACCAUCACCACUGCCAUACUAUAGGGAACCACCAUUACCGGCGCCAGCAAUGUCCCUAGGAUUGUCUCUUUCUCCGAUCCAACAACCACCGUCCUCUUCGCCGAUUUUCCAGGUUGCUGAGGAAGUGAUGUGGGAUACUCGAGCAUGCGCCUCAGAAAUAGCGGACAGGGACGACUACACCAAGGUCGCCCAGCCGACCCGUCUCGGAAUCGCAUUCGCGGAUUCUAUUAUGAUGAUUCAACUGUUCAUGAGAGAAAAUGACCCUAACCAGGCGGGGGAAUACAUGCAGCAUGCAUGUGAUCAAAUAAAGGACCUCAUUCAGCAAGCACCGUUGGAAGCCCUCCUUUCUCUGUUUGAAGCGGUGCUCUUCUUGGCUGAUGUCGCACCAGAAGUAGUCGCACUGAUCCUCCAGCACGCUGCUGACAUGUCCGCUGUGCUGGUGAUUCCAGAGACACACCCUAUACAUCAUGUCCUCACCAAGCUUGCAGAGAUAUCCAGGGGGAAAGAUACGGACUCCAUGCUUGCUCUCAGACAAACUGCAGCCAGAGCUUUCCAGUGUCAUUUGGUCACAUGGGAUCGUAUUCUUGGUCCCAGCUCGCCAGCGAUGCUGUAUUGGUAUAUCCGCUACUUGCGUGUCUUGAGUCCCGAGGACGUAGCAGAGGAAUAUUUUCACGGCAUUGAACGGCUGCUGCAUGACAUACUGAGCCUCGAGCAGUAUCAAGUUGCACCCACGACGUCCGCAUUACCAGAAGCUGUCCUUGGUAGCAUUGCAGCGGGUAUUCCUUUGGAACGUUGCUCUCUGCUUGUCCGCUGGGAGAUGGCUCAUGCGCGAUCUGCCUCUACCAUUUACCGACUGCUCCAAACCUUGCUUGCCAACCUCGAGCGCCAUGGCAUCUCAACCGCCCCAGGGCCAUCAGUCUCGCAAGCAUUUAUUCAAUUUACUCUUGCCGGGUCUGCGAGAGAUCUGAAAAGGACUUCAGACGCAGCUGUUCAUGGCAGCCGUGCGGUGGAGAUUUUAAGGAGUCUUAGAAUGCAUGACACCGCCGAAAGUGUACAGAUUUGGAUGGAUAAAUGGGAAGACAGUGCACUUAUUGGGACUGAUGCCUAUAGGGCACAGCUUGAGAUGGCUGCUUUUGGUCAAUCGACAUGA